Messenger RNA from Colossoma macropomum (tambaqui), 8058 nucleotides. It is a transcript of the gene cspg4ba, whose product is annotated as chondroitin sulfate proteoglycan 4b. NCBI's taxonomy places the organism in Eukaryota, Metazoa, Chordata, Actinopteri, Characiformes, Serrasalmidae. The record is from RefSeq and is a predicted model, not a curated record.
GAAGGAGUGAAGCGGAGUUUGUUAAUGGAGCUGAGAGCGGAGAGUUCAGGGCUCCACUAGCCUGCAGAGAAAAUGGCUCGACCCCGUGAGGAAUACAGCACCGAACCGGAGUAGAACAGAGUCUCUAACGGGUGUGAAAGAUGAAGAGUCUGUUUCUGUACGGGCUGCUCGCGCUCUUCGUCGGAGUGACACAGGGAGCUUCCUUCUAUGGUGAUGGAUUUGUGCAGUUAAAGGCAACAGAGUCUUCUAGACAUAACACGCUCCAUGUCCGCUUCCGCACCUCCAGCCAGAGGGGUGUGCUCUUCCUGGCCGCAGGGCAGAACAGUUACCUGCUGCUGGAGCUGACCUCCGGACGAUUACAGGCAAAGUUGGAUCUUGGCUCUGGAGAGCGGAUCCUGCACUCAGACAGAGGGAACCCCCUGAAUGAUUUGGCUUGGCACACAGUAGAUCUUGUCCAUGACCGGAAUAAUGUGAGCCUAACUGUUGACAAGCAUUUUCAGACCAGCCAGAGACUACCAGGCUCACAGCAAGAGCUGAAUAUCAAGGAUGGCCUAUAUGUUGGUGGGACAGGAGGCUUAGAUAAGGUCUAUCUUCCUAGUGAUCUUACUGGCUUCCGCGGUUGCCUUGAUGAAGUGCUAUUUAAUGAACACAACCUCCUGUCAUCACUUAGGUCCUACUCUGGAUUGAAGAAUGUCUAUGAGGUUUCCCUUGGAUGCAGUCCUCAGUUUUUUGCUAAUGAAGAGGAUCCCAUUAGCUUUUUCAGCUCCAGGGCAUACAUCUCCCUUCCUCCUUGGUCUGCACAGCAAGAGUGGACUCUUGAGUGCUCUGUACAUACCUCAGCUCAAGAGGGAAUCAUUAUGUACAAUUCUGCUCGACAGGGGGACUUUGUUACCAUGGAGAUUCAUGAAGGCUUGCUAGUUGCGAUGGUGGGGAGAGAUGGAAUGAAAACGGAGCUGCGCUCUCUUACUUUCGUCAAUGACAAGAAGUGGCACAAUGUCAAACUUUACUUCACUUCCAAAAGCUUACAGCUUUCUGUAGAUGGAGAGACUGUGAAAUCCAGUAUCAGCUCCAGAUCAAAAGCCCUGCAGCUGAAAGGUUUUCUUUUUCUUGGGGGGGUUGAUGAUAGCACUCGCUCUGAAGUGAGAAAGGUGGGCCUGUCUUCAGUUGCCGGAAAGCGCAUUAAGGGUGGAUCCUUCAAAGGAUGCUUUAGCGAUAUCAAGGUCAAUGGUGUUCCAACAGGGCUUCCACAUGCUGUUGUAACUAAGGAUAUCUCUGUUGGUUGUGAGCCAGAGAAAGAACCUGAGAUUACUACUACUUUGAGCCCAGCUACCAUACCUCAGACCUUUGCUGGCUCUGUCACUCCAUUACCACCUAUAGAUGUGUCCACACUUGCAAAGGGUCUUGUCAAGAAGUAUGGACAAAAUUUUCUGCAGCUUAGGAACCUUGUUGUUCCAGAGGGUGGCCGUGCGUCCUUGGAUUCAAAACAUAUAAAAGUGAACUUGGACUUCAAGAAACUUGGUAUUCGCCAGUCUCAAAUCAUGUUUAGAAUUGAAGAGCAGCCAGUGCAUGGUCAGCUUAGGUUUGAUGUGGACCAGGAGCAAGAGGAGAAUACUUUUAGCAUGCUGGAUCUUUGGCAUGGCAGAGUGAUGUACAUCCACGGAGGUUCUGAAGACCCACGUGACUACUUCAUGUUCUCCAUCUUCUCUAACAGCAGAAAGGAGACACCAAGCUAUCUGAAGGGACAUAAGUUGUACAGAUUCAAUGUUACAGUGACACCUACCAAUGAUGCUCCUGAAUUGAGCCUACCUGAAGGGAACCUCUUCAUUCUGCUUGAGAACUCUAGGAAGAAGCUAACCACAGAUGUAUUGAAAGCCACAGAUGUAGAUAGCAACGUUACAGACUUGGUCUACUCUGUAUUGGGAAAUCUUAAUGCUGACGCUGGGUUUUUGGAAACUGAAGAUAACCCAGGUCAGGCUAUUACUUCCUUCCCUCACUCUGCUCUGGAGGAUGGAAAGAUAAACUAUGUCCACACUGGAGUGAGAAACUCAAGGAUAGUGUUGAGAGUUAGCGAUGGAGAGAAAGUUAGCAACACAGUUGUGCUUAGAAUUAUGGCCACUGGACUGGAAUACAGCAUCAUGAACAACACUGGACUGGAGGUCACUCAAGGAGAAAUGUCUCUAAUAAGCACUACUCAAUUAGCUGUACGGACCAAUGCGGUGAAACAACUGGUGGACAUUCGUUACGAUGUCACUGAGCCACCAAAGUUUGGUGAACUCCAGAGGCUUCAUUCAAGCGGAGAAUGGAAGUUCACUAAUUCUUUCUCUCAGAGGGUUUUAGAGAAGGACCGCCUGAGGUAUCUCAGCACCUUUAAGUCUGUUCAGUCAGGUAAUGUUACUGAUCACUUCAAGUGUAAAGUCGCAAUUGCUUCAAAAGCCACAGAGCAGCUGGUGUUUAACAUAAAGAUCAAAUGGGUAAACUUCACAGUAGAAAGGAAUGAAAUAAUUGAGAUGGACAAAAUUAGAAGAGUGGCAAUAGACUCACAGCAUCUCUAUGCAACAGCACAAGGUGUGACCGUAACUGAGGCUGAGCUUUAUUUCAGGCUUCUGUCUUCCACAAAGAAAGGAAUGAUUUUACUAAAUGAUGAGAAGUUAGAGGAAAAUUCCACCUUUAGUCAAAUGGAUAUCACAAAUAUGAAAGUAGAGUAUCAACUAGUGGAUAGACCAUUUGGGGACACAGUUGACAGUUUUGAAUUCCAGGUGUUCACCAAACAUGCUCAUUCAGCUAGUCAUGUAUUUAAGAUAAAUAUCAAGGCAGACAUCAACAGCAUUUACAUAAGAAACAAUGGACUUUCAGUUCUCGAAGGUGAGAGCAAACUCAUCACCAAAGAUGACUUGUUUGCUGAAACUCUGAGCACUAAAGAAAUGUACUACACAGUCACCAAGAGCCCCAAACAUGGCAAACUAGCGCGAAUCAACCUCUCAAACUCAACCGAGAGUUAUGACAGACUGAUCUCUUUCACCUAUCAGGAUAUCUUAGAGGAGCGGCUUAUGUAUGUUCAUGACGAUAGUGAAACGACUCAUGACCAGUUCACAUUUAUAGCUUCUUCAAGUCCAGCGGCUAAGACCUCUGUGAAUGAAGAUGAGGUUGGGUCCAAAGAAGGUGUGUUCAACAUCUCAAUACAGUUGGUAAAUGAUGAAAAGCCUAUUCGCAUUGUGGAUAGAGUUUUCCAGGUUGUCCGAGAUGGACGGAGGCUGUUGACCCUGGAUGACUUGUGCUAUCACGAUGCUGACUCAGACUUCAGUGACGGGCAGCUUGUCUACACCCGCCGUGGCAUCCCUAUGGGGGAUCUGGUGCUUGUGAAUGACACUUCUCACAAGCUCUACCAGUUCACCCAAGAGGAUCUGGCACAGAAACGGGUGUUGUUCAUUCAUCGUGGCGUGAGCUCUGGCCGUUUCGUGCUGUUUGUUUCAGACGGCAAGCACUAUGUCUCUUCUCUGUUGGAUAUCAGUGCUCAGGACCCAUAUUUAAGGGUUGAUAACAAUACAGGCCUGCUGGUCCAAAAAGGGCAGGCCAAGACUUUCAGCAGUGCCAACUUCAGUGUGGUCACAAACUUGGAUAUCAGAGAAGACAGUGAAACCACAUUCAAGAUUCAUGACGCACCAAAACACGGUGGACUGUUUUUAAAAGACAAGAAAAUUGAAUCGUUCACCCAGCAUGAGCUUAAGAAUGCUUUGCUGUCUUAUCGCCAUGACAACAGCAAGAAUUUGGCCGACUUUUUCUCUGUCGUGGUGAAAGCGAAAGGCUUGCGUCUGGAUGCCAGAAUUAAUGUGAAAGUGUACUUGGAAAGCCAUCAAAGGCCACCUGUCAUACUUCACAGCAAAACACUGCUGGUAGAGGAGGGCAAACCUGUGAAGAUUGAACGUAGUAAACUUGAGGUCACUCAUGAAGCUAAUUUGCCUUCAGAAAUCAUCUUUACUGUCAAAGUUGCUCCCACAUAUGGAUACCUGCGUGGUGUUGUUGAUGACCAGUACCAGGGAUCUGAGGAGAAACCCAUGAUGAACUUUACACAAGAGGACAUCAAUGCUGGUAACAUCCAGUAUGUACAGAUGGUCCCUGACCAGGUGAAUGACUCUUUCAUUUUGGAAGCCAGCAACGGUGUUGCAGACGUUAGCGAUAUCACUUUGACUGUGGAUAUCAUCCCUCGCUUAAUACCAGUUGAGGUCUCCAAUAUCACUCUGAAAGAAGGAGCAUCCAAGGCACUCACAGAAAAGACCAUCAGGGUCAGCAAUCAGCAUUUCUCAGGGCUCCACUUUGUAUACUAUGUGUCAGAGGGACCCUUGCAUGGCCACAUUGAGAAUUCUCGUUUCCCAGGGAUACCCACCACCUACUUCACCUGGAAACAGGUGGAGCAGGAGCUUAUCUACUAUGUCCAUGAUAACUCUGAGACAUUAGAGGACCGCUUUACUAUCAUAGCCAAUGACACAGACCUGCGAAAACACAGUACACCCAGGACAGUGUAUAUCCAGGUCAUACCCAUCAAUGACGAACCUCCAGUUAUUACAGCCAACAAGGUCCUCAGGGUUUGGGUUGGCUCUGUCACAGAAAUCACACCAGAAGAUAUGAAUGCAGAGGAUGAUGAUACUGCAUCAGAUCAGCUAAACUACAUCACUACUCAGCCAAGUAAUGGUCACCUGGCUUUGAAGAGUGCCCCCACCAAGCCAAUCAUGAAUUUCACUCAGGCACACAUUGACCAGGGCCAGCUGAUAUUUGUACACAGUGGAGCCAUGGCUGGAGGCUUUAAUUUCCAGGUGAAUGAUGGUGUGAACUUUGCUCCACGGCAGAUAUUCAGUGUCACAGCUCGUGCACUGAUUCUACGUCUGGAAAGGAGUGGCCCUCUCAAGGUGUUUCCAGGCUCUUCAUCCCUCAUUACAAAAGAGGUUCUCAAAGCAGUAACCAAUGACGAUAAAGGCAACGCCAACCGCACCAUACGUUUUACUGUCGUAAACCCUCCAAAAUUUGGAAAGCUAGUGAAUGUGCAGGCAGACAAGUCCAUAACAGAGAUUUCAUCCUUCACACAAGAAAUGCUAGAUGAUGGUGAAGUGGCAUAUGAGCAAAAUGUAGACUCUGUGGGAUGGGCAGCAUUAGACAAGUUCACAUUCACUGUGUCAUCACCUCCUGCCAGCCUUGAGGCUCAAACGUUUGAUAUUGACAUCUCUUAUGAACAUGCUGGACCUGAACGAAGCUCUCUCCUUAAAAACACAGGUGCUGUGGUAACAGAAGGAGACAAAGUUGUCAUUGACAGGACGAUGCUGGAUGCAUCAAAUCUCCUUACCAAGGAGGCUGAGCCCCGUCGCAACUCUUAUGAUGUCUGGUACCAGGUGAAGACUUUACCACAACAUGGUAUCAUUGUCGUGGGUGAACGGAAUCUCACAAAGGAGAAGCCCUACUUCUCUCAGUUCAUCCUGAACAAGUAUGGAAUCACCUAUCAGCAUGAUGACUCUGAGACAACAUAUGACCACUUUGUAUUUGAUGCUUUCCUUAACCUGAAGAGCAAGCCUGCACAGCGCCCAUUAGAUGACAGUGAAGUCAUAGAGGAGGCAUUCAAUAUCACUGUCACUCCAGUGAAUGAUCAGCCACCUAUCCUAAAAACUAAGGCCCCAAGCCUCAAGGUGGUCCAAGGGGAAACUAUAGCUCUUGGACCCAGCAACUUGAAUGUGUCAGACUUAGACAACCCUCCAGAUGAAAUCCUGUACUCUGUGAUCAGUAGACCCACCAAUGGCUACCUUGCUCUUGCAGGAAGCUUGAAUACAUCAGUGGAUGCCUUUUCCCAAGCCCAAAUCAACAAUGGCGAAGUAUUGUUUGUCCAGGAUGGCAGCCCUGUGUCUGGGGUGUUCUACUUCAGUGUCACUGAUGGCCAUCACCGACCAGUUUACAAACUUUUUAACUUGGAGGUGAUACAGAUUUCUAUUUCUCUUAUCAAUCAUACAGAGAUUGUGUUGGAACAGGGCAAAACAUCAGUGGAUCUCACUCCUUCACAUCUGGCUGCAGUAACCAAUGGAAAAAACACCACUAUUCACUAUAAAAUAACUGUGCCUCCUAGAUAUGGUAAACUUCUUCUGUUGGACAAUGAAGAGGUUUUUGCUUUUAAUCAGGAGGAUCUGCAAGCACAUAGACUAAGUUAUCACAUGAUCAAUCCUGUGUCCUCUAAUGAUAGUUUUGAGUUCAAUGUCUUCACAUCAGAGACCAACCUGACUGAUCAAGUAGUUAAUAUCACAGUCAAGCCUUUAAUUCGGUAUGCAAAAAGUGUAGGGAUCCCAAACGGACAACGUGUUAAGCUUAAGGCAGGUUAUCUAAAUGCCUCUGAGCUUGCCUUGAUAAGUGGUAGCGAUCCAGUGUUUGAAAUCUUAUCCUCGCCAAUGUAUGGCAAGAUUUUACGCAUAGAGACUAACAAGGUAAAAAAAGCAGAACCUGUCAGGACAUUUUCCUUUAGUGAACUGCAGCAAGGAAAAUUGGCCAUCGAGGUUAAGGCAAACCUUACAGGAGUUCAGGAGGUGAAUGACUCCUUCAGAUUUGUCAUAAAAGCUGACAAUCUUCAACCUGCAAUAGGAGAAUUCACUUUUAGCAUUGUCCCGUUUGAUCCUGCUCUCAUGACAACAACAGGUGUCCCAGCUUUCACAACUAGUCCAGUUUCACCCAGCCAAACAACAGUAAUGAAUUCUGCCCUGCUUUCCACAUCUCCUUUGCUUCAGUCUACGCAGCUGUUGACCAAAGCUGUGACCAAGUUCAAAGGCCGCAACCGCUGGGGUAACUCAAACCGCAGUGACUCACAUGGCACUACUAUCGCUAAACCAGGUCACAGACAGGAGGUCACUCCGAUGAGGAACACUCCGCUGAGGGUUGAGUCAGCACCCCAAGGCAGCUCCUCCAACCCUAUGCUCAUCAUUCUUCCGCUGCUUGCUCUAGUACUUCUCAUAAUUGUGGUGGUGCUAGUGCUUAUCUUGAGGAGAAACCAGCAGAAGAAACAGAAACCUUUGAAAAGUGCCUCUGUUUCUUCAUCUUGUCCUGACAUUGGAUACUAUCAAGGCCGCCCAGAGCGGAGUACAACAGUUCCCUUAGUGACCGUCACCCCUCUCAGCCCAACCAACCAUGGUAGUCCAGCUCAAAUGAGACUUCAUACAAGCAGUGGAAAAUCUGCCUAUGGACAGUCUAUGGCUCUUUGUUCCUUCGAGGACCAGGAGCUUGAACCCUCACAGUUCUGCAGGACCACUAACCCAACCUUACAGCACAAUCAGUACUGGGUGUAAAAUGGCCCUGUUCCCUUUCCAAAGCCCCUUUUUCACUCCAGGGCUGAAUGGUUACUAUGAUGAUGUUUGCUGGUUCACACUUGUAUGGACUUGUGUCAGCAGUUCUGGUUACUUUUUCCAUCUUUUGUGCAACACUCAGGACAAGAAAAGUACCUGAGAAAAGCUACAGUGAUAACAGGACAUGGGGCAGUGCAUCAGCAACAGCAUCCCAUGUAUGUAUGGCAUGAAAGAUAAAGAAUUGUAGGAGCUGACAGUGUGCACUGAAAGGCAAAAUAAAAGACACCAGAUGGGGCAUCACAAAAGUGAUGUAAAUAAAAACUGAUCAGUGAUUGCCUAAGCUAUCCCACCUGAACAGUUCUACUGAACUGAGCAUGGGCAUGAUUUGCAUUCCACAUCAAACCGUAUCCAAGUGGAAAUGCCAAUAGAGUGCGAGAGAGCUCUCCGUACUCAGAACUGUUGAGCCCUACACUGGAAAAGAGGCUCAAAUUAUUAUACUUUUAUAGUAAUACUCUUGUAUUACUACUACUUUUAUAGUAAUACUCUUGUAUUACUACUAUUUUCAGAGCAAGACAUUACACAAAGCAACAUUACUUUAAUGUUGUUAUUGUACUUUAUAUGCUUGUUACUGUAGCUGUGUAAAGUUGUUCUGUUUGGGGCAGGCACUUCCCCAUUUUAAGUGAAAUGCUUAGUUUGGGGAACUGCUCGCUGUUCAGAAUUUAAAAGUUCCCUGUUACUGCAUUUUUUUGGAUAUGAG